Triticum aestivum (bread wheat) is the source of this 380-nucleotide messenger RNA. RefSeq names its product zinc finger protein 2-like. The transcript has a single exon. Gene Ontology annotation, molecular function: DNA-binding transcription factor activity. Bases 1 to 348 code for a protein of 115 amino acids. Lineage: Eukaryota; Viridiplantae; Streptophyta; Magnoliopsida; Poales; Poaceae. The record is from RefSeq and is a predicted model, not a curated record.
AUGGAGGCUCAGACUCCUGCGGGAUCUCUUCUAGACCUGUCUCUCACUAUGGCCCCCGGGGCUCCUUGGUCUGUUCUUCCUUCUGGUCGCAAUGGUCGCCGUCGCAGUGGCGCAGGAUCGAGGCUCUACUCUUGCCUCUUCUGCGAGAGGACGUUCCUCAAGUCGCAGGCGCUGGGGGGCCACCAGAACGCGCACAGGAUGGAGAGGGUCGUCGGCAGCUGGAAGACCCACCUCUACAUCCCUGACCAUCAUCAUGCCGUGGCAACCGCCACCGCUAUAGCGUGUCUUGACAACGUUGAUGACGACGACGACAAGCACCAGAAGCUUGAUCUUAAUCUCAAGCUUUAAUUUGCUCUAUCUUGUGUCUACAUUAUGCAGUA